AUGGUCAAUGUGACACCCAGUAUAGACCCAGCGAAGGCCCAAGAGGGGUACAACUACUUUGCCUUAAUAUGUGGUGUGCCUCUCAUCCUCAUCAUCAUCCUGGGCAAUGUGCUGGUGUGCCUCAGCGUGCUGACAGAACGCUCCCUCAAAACUGCAACCAACUACUUCAUCGUCAGUCUGGCUGUGGCCGACCUUCUGCUGGCUGUGCUGGUUCUCCCACUCUAUGUCUACUCUGAGUUCCUGGGAGGCAUAUGGACACUGAGUAUGUACAUCUGUGAUGCCCUUAUGACUAUGGAUGUGAUGCUCUGCACUGCCUCCAUCUUGAAUCUAUGUGCAAUUAGUGUGGACAGGUACAUAGCGGUGGUGGUCCCUUUGAAGUACAACCGGAACCAGUUUAGUGUCCGUCAGUUAGCCUUAAUUACAGCCACGUGGGUGCUUUCCCUGGGUGUGGCAAGUCCUGUUAUAUUUGGCUUGAACCAGGUGCCCAACAGGAACCCUCAUGUUUGCAAGCUGGAGGACAACCAGUUUGUGGUCUACUCUUCCAUCUGCUCUUUCUUCGUACCCUGCCCUGUCAUGCUUCUCCUAUACUACUGGAUGUUCAGGGGACUCAAGCGAUGGAGCUCUGGUCGUAGCCGGUCGCACCUCCGUCGAGCACCCAGGGGGCAUAGAAGUCUAUCUUUGCACCUGGGAGCAGCACUACAGAAGGAGAAUGGAAGGGAGAGGGAGAAGGUGGUGUACCUCAUGCCUGGAGGUCUCAGUCCUACAUCACUUUCCGCCACCCCGACUACUCCAGUCACCUCAACCAGCCCGGUUACCAUUACCACAGUUGAGAUAGAAGGUCAGACGCCAGCUGCAGAGAGCGACCCCAUGACCAACCAGAUGGACAGUGUAUCAGAUGCAGAGAAUCCUGACAGGCCUACGGAGGAUGAUAGUGGCCGAGAGAAUGGGGUGGGGAAGAACCAUCAUUCUCAUACAGGACGACGCCACAGCAGGAGCAACAGGGUGAGCGGACGGGAGCGGAAGGCAAUGAAGGUGCUGCCUGUAGUCGUGGGUGUUUUUCUGGCUUGCUGGACUCCUUUCUUUGUGGUCCAUGUGACUAAAGCGCUGUGCCAGUCAUGUGACAUCGGGCCAACGCUAAUCAGCGUGGUCACGUGGCUUGGCUAUGUCAACAGUGCCGUCAACCCAAUCAUCUACACUGCCUUCAACGUGGAGUUCAGGAACGUGUUUCACAAACUGCUCUUUUGUCGAACCUGAGACUGAGGUAUAACUUGUAGGAAUGGGCUAAACUUCUCACCAUUCAUGACAGUAAAACACAGUUCCACUUACUGAAACAUUAUGGUUCAAUACAAAGGUAAACUUCUACAAACACCUGGAUGAUCUACAGCACACAAUGGUCUCAAAGUAAAGGAAUGGUUUAAUGAAAAAGAGAUGCAAACAUAAAAAUUGGACUUCUGAAUGGCCAAAUGGACAGUGCAGGAGAAUGUACCACAGAGAAAUACUUCUGAUGCCUUAGUUAACUGAAUUUUAUUUAUUUUUUUCUUGUAAAAUUGUUGAUUGAAUACACUAGAUAACAGAAUACUUUUGAGUUCUCAGCCCAGAGGCAUAAAAUAUGUGAAAUCGUCCACAUUGAAGUGUCAUCUGUGUUUGAUAUGUGAUUGGUGUCAGUGUUAAUUUUAUUAUAUUUUUUUAAAUGGCCAAAUGGAAUUACUUAUCUUUUUUAAAGGUGUUGUUUGUUUUUUAAUAGAUAUGCAGAGUGGACAGGCAGCUUUUUGGAUUGUAUGCAAGUUGACACAUUUAUUUGUGAUCAUUCAACUGACUACUUACGAGCUGAAUGGCUAUGUUUUGAAUGAAACACAAGCAUACUGCUAACUAAAUACUGCAUAGUACAUACUGUAUACUGCCUACUAUUUUUAAUAAGAGUAUGUGAAACAGUAUGCAAUAUGGAGUGGAAAUAUUUUGUCACAUGAAUUCAAAAUUUUGGAAAUAAAAACAGUUCUUUAGCAAAUUUUAAUCCAAGUUUUUGUAAAUGUGCUAAUUUAUGCAGUUUAAUC
Molecule: messenger RNA, 2051 nt
Organism: Myxocyprinus asiaticus (Chinese sucker)
Lineage: Eukaryota; Metazoa; Chordata; Actinopteri; Cypriniformes; Catostomidae
Product: D(4) dopamine receptor-like
Exons: 4
Coding region: 1-1254 (417 amino acids)
Biological process (GO): adenylate cyclase-inhibiting dopamine receptor signaling pathway; adenylate cyclase-activating adrenergic receptor signaling pathway
Cellular component (GO): plasma membrane
Molecular function (GO): dopamine neurotransmitter receptor activity, coupled via Gi/Go; G protein-coupled receptor activity
Source: RefSeq, a predicted model, not a curated record